Colletotrichum truncatum is the source of this 333-nucleotide messenger RNA. The record is from RefSeq and is a predicted model, not a curated record. Lineage: Eukaryota; Fungi; Ascomycota; Sordariomycetes; Glomerellales; Glomerellaceae.
AUGCCAGCCGGCCAACAAAGAGCCACUUGGCCGGCCCUACAUUCGAGUGGGGACUGGGGCAUGGCAAGGGGGGUGGUCACGGACCACCAUGGGAACCUGCCUGGAGCCAUAUGGGAGACUGCCCUGACAGAAGAUCCAACGGCGAAGCUUAUGGCCAUGGAAAGAGAUAGUCUUGACGAUUUGGCCUGCUUUGUAUGCUACAACCUUAGGCCGCGAUCAGAUUUCGAUCGUGAGCAGCCGAGGACUGCUGUUAAGCAUGCAAAUGGACGGCCUGAGCCUUAUGACGACGUCAAGCAGCCUGUGGUCUCGCCGCCGGCGCACCAGCAUACAUGA